AUGUCUGUCGCAAUCACUGUACUAUUCCGAAACGAACCGGAUGCCGAACAUGAUAUCGAAUAUUACGUAAACAAUCAUAUGCCAUUGAUUCAGAAGCAAUGGGAAAAAUACGGCGUUCAGGGCUGGUCGGUGACCAAGUUUAGCAACGGUAUCGAUGGCUCCGCCCCGAUGUUUGCUUUUGGCUCGACGGUCACUUGGGGAAAUCAGGAACAGAUUAAAGCAGCCUUCGAAGGACCGGAGGCUGCGGAGAUUAUGGGAGACGUCUCCAAAUUCUCCAAUACGCAACCUGUCUUUCUUGUUGGCGAGGUCAUUCGGAAGGAAGGGAUAUGA
Colletotrichum truncatum is the source of this 330-nucleotide messenger RNA. RefSeq names its product ethyl tert-butyl ether degradation EthD. The record is from RefSeq and is a predicted model, not a curated record. NCBI's taxonomy places the organism in Eukaryota, Fungi, Ascomycota, Sordariomycetes, Glomerellales, Glomerellaceae. Gene Ontology annotation, molecular function: oxidoreductase activity.